UCCACGCUGGGAGGAUACGUCCUCACCUCGGCGCUGCUCCUCAAAUGCCCUGGGCUGCUCCACCGGCCCAAGCGGCAGCGCUUCCGAUGCCGGCACAUCUCGCACCGCGGCGGUGCUGGGGAGAACCUGGAAAACACGAUGGCAGCCUUUCACCAUGCUGUUAACAUAGGAACAGACAUGCUGGAGCUGGACUGUCACCUGACCAAAGAUGAGCAAGUGGUCGUGUCCCAUGAUGAGAACCUGAAGAGAUCGACAGGAGUCGAUGUCAACAUAUCUGACCUCAAGUACUCUGAACUUCCACCAUAUCUCUGCAAGUUGGAUGUCGCCUUUCAGAAAGAAAGUCACUCGGAGGGAAAAGAUAACCGCAUCCCUCUCCUGAAGGAGGUGUUUGAGGCAUUUCCACAAACUCCUGUCAACAUUGACAUCAAAGUGAACAACAACGUGUUGAUCAGGAAGGUCUCAGAGUUGGUGAGUCAGUAUAAACGAGAGCAUUUGACAGUAUGGGGGAAUGUCAAUUACGAGGUGGUUUCCAAGUGUCUUAAGGAGAAUGCUGACAUUCCCAUCAUCUUCUGUUUGCAACGUGUCCUUCUGCUUCUGGGACUCUUCUACACUGGUCUGCUGCCAUUCAUUCCUUUCAAGGAAGAAUUCUUGGAAAUCCCCAUGCCUUCCAUCAUCCUCAAACUGAAAGAACCAGAAAAGAUGUCAAGAAGCCAGAAAUUUAUUAUCUGGCUAGCUGACACGCUGCUAAUGAGGAAAGCACUUUUUGAUCACCUCACUGCUCGGGGCAUUCAGGUAUAUAUUUGGGUACUGAACGAAGAACAAGAAUACAAGAGAGCAUUCGAUCUGGGAGCAACCGGAGUCAUGACAGACUAUCCAACAAAGCUCAAGGAGUUUUUACACAACUAUCCUGUGUAAAGACAGGAAAACAAGGAAGACUUUGCAGGACAGAUGGAGCCAAGGAAUUUAAUCAAAAAGAAGUUGAGCAACGUGCACAAAUCACAUUGUUGGGAAGGUGAUUCUUGACCUUGUCAGGUUGCAACCUAAUGUAAAGGCUGUCUAUUUAUUUUAAGACUUUAAUUACAUAGUUUACGUUUGUAAAUAGAUCAUGUAGCAAAGGUGCACUUCACUAAUAGUUGUGACUAAGAAGAAAGUUGCUGGAUAGGAUACCUGUAGAUAAUAAGUGUUGUUUUAUCAGUCACACGUGUUCCUAAGCAGAUGUCAAGACACGUCAGUUACUCCAGUUAUAUUUUAGUGUACAGAAGCUAAAGGGUUUCUGAAAGUGUACCUUUUGUGUAUGUAUUGCUUGUGUUGCUUUUACUUUUCGGAUAACUUGAAGGGUGAGAAAGAGAAACAAUGCACAGGAGAAACAGAAAGCAGAAUCUGUGGACAGCCAGACAGUUCAGCCUGUGAAGUGUAGUAAAAGCAGUCACUUUUUUCUUCCUCUUUUUUUUCCAAACCAAAAUUAACCCACUUGGUCAGUGUAGGUUUCCUCAAUUAUUGUUACUGAUAAGAAUGUUGAGCUUCAGUUACAGCUGUAUUUAGACUUCUUUUUGAUGUGCUGGUAAUACAGUGACUCACUGGCCAAGGUCCAGACACAGCAUUUCAGCUUGCUGCUGAGCUCGCUUAGUUCUUCUGCAAGGAUCUGGGUUUCCCCCUGGUUCUGAGCUCCUGUCAGGCUGCCGUGGCCUGGCAGCAGUGAGCUGCCCAGAGAGGAAGAUUGCACUUGGUAUAGAUUACACUUCCUUUGAAACACUCUCUUCCCAAAGGAAACCAAUGUUUUUAGGAGUCUUCUGCACUUUCACAGUUCUGGCACCUCUUGGCUCGAUUAAUGGGAAGCUGUUUUUUGGAUGAGGGACCAAAGAAGACUUUAAAUUUGGUCAGGAGUUUUAGGAACAACGUAAAAGGUUUGUUUUAAAUGAAUUCACCCAAAGCAGAUAUAUAUAUAUAUAUGCCUGUAAAAGGAGCAGCUAUCAGUCUAGGAUGCCUGUAAGUUUUAGUCUUUUUUUCUCCACAUUCAAUAUUGAUGAAGUCUAUGGGCAUGGACUCAGAAGUAAUUUUACCAGCAAAAGCCAGGAAUCCCCAAGUGUCAUGGAUGGGGAAGGAUAGGAAUGUAUUUUUAGAAGCUGAGUGCUGUUCUGCCCCUCUGAACAGAUGCUCUGAGUGUCAGACACAUUGGAGCCUGUGAUGCCCCUAUGUUUUGGUGUUGUCAUGUUAGGGUUUUUCAGAAAGAAUUUGACUCUUUUAGCUCAGUUAUUCACACUGACACGUAUAGAGCCCAGUCAUCAGGUGGUACUGCUGGAACACAGCUGUUGUGUGGUGAUGAUAGUAUCUAAUUCCUUAUGGACCUUCAUGUGAAAAUUAUAUCACUUAAUAACAAACACAGUAGCCAGAACAAGAGAUAUAUUCACUGCAAGACACACUCAUUAUUCUAAAAGUUUGUAAAGCAAUGAAUUUUUUCCCUUCCCAUCUCAGACUUGGAAGGGCUCUUGUUUCACUGCAAGGCUGCUGUGCCAUCCCUGUAAUCAUGGAGCAUCUUUGCUAUUUCAUUAUGCCCAUCUGUAGUAGAAUGCCAAGCCCAUCUGAGUGGAUAAUAUUCAUUUGUGUUGUGCACAAUCACGUUUGUGCAAUGUCCAUUUAAGGGAAGGGAAGUUCCUUUCCAAGGAGUUCUUACAGAUGAAGCAGAAGACAUUACUGCAUUUACACUUUAACUGAACGUGUGACAGUGGUGGCAAGUGAGUUACUGGUGUCCUUCUCAAUGUCUGCCUACUUAAGAUGGCUGUAGAUUAAAUUUCCUUUUAAUUGAAUCAGGCUUGUUGUAUACUGAAUGGCUGAGAGGAAAACGUAACUUCUACCUGCUCAUAGGAAUAAGGAUAACAUGAUUUAUCAUGUGCUGUGCUUCUUGUUUCCACUUCAGACCAGUUAUGCUGGUCAGGUAACUGCUAAUAAUCAAUCUAGCAAUAUUUCUUCCUGUUUUCUAAUAUUCACAGAAUAGUUUCAGAAUAGGUUCCAUAUGGAUCUCAAUAGGUAAAUGAAAAAGCUUCUACCCUCUCUGUUUGAAUUUGGUUUACUAUUCAGUUAUAGCUCCAGAUCCUACAUUUUUGUGCAGUAUAUACAUUUUUUUUCUACUCAGUUUUACUGCUGUCCAAUUUCCAGUGUGCACAUCUCCACUGAGAUACAAAUACAACUCUGGUUUUAUCAGAUGCUACUGAAUAGCACAAGUUAGGACUUCUCUUACGCUAGGAAUAGCUGAGUUUUAAAAACCACUUUUGAUUUCUGGACUUGAUCUCUCAUGGGACACACGAUGACUUCAUUUUUUCUCUUAAGCUUUCCCCAUCGCUGCAUAAGUAAACUAUUUUGUUUUAUUCUACGUUGACUGACAAAACACUGCUAUUAAAAUGGACUUUAUUUUUACAUGAUAAGCUACCUGUUUUGCUGCAGCAGUGGUGUUGGGAACUUGUGCCUUCAAAGAUGCUCAACACAUUCUUCAGCCACUGCUCUUCCUACGUCUGCUGUAACUUUUGACUGUGCUUUUCAUACAGAGCUCUCUUUGAUAAAUCUGCUCCAUAAUAGCUGAAGUUUAAAUAAGAUACAUGGAAAGCAGGGGCUCAGUGCUGAAAAAAACUGCUGAAUUCCUUCAGUCACUCGUUUGGACCACAGUAAAGGAGUUAAAGUUUGAUCUCUUGAGGCAGACAGCAUUGUGUGGAACCUGUGCACAAUAGGCCACGGUAACUAUCUGUAACAAAAUAACAUGGAAUUGAGGGAGUUUGUAGGAUGUUUGUUCUGAUUUGCCUUGUUUGAAUGUUCCAUAACCUGCCACGUGAUUUCAAAACCACUUGUACAGAAAACCACUUGUUGAGGUCUUGCUCAGCCGUCCAGGAGGAUGUUCAGUUAAUCUCUGUCUCCCAAGAGAGAUUUUUUUUCCCUUUGGGUAAUUUUAACUCUAAGUAUUGUUUAAUACGCACUGUGUUCUCAAUCUUUUACAAAAUAAGUUAUGUAUGAAGGAUGAUGCAUGUAUUCCAUGCACUUUUAAUCUGCAGAAACAGUUUUGGACCUCUCUAGCUGAAAAUCUGUGAUAUUUUUUUUUUCUUUUCUUGUAAGGAAAGAUUGAUGCUCUUGAAAUGUGACACAUUCAGAUAUCUUUGCUCAUAAAAGAUCUACAACUAAAUACUACUUCCUUCUGAA
Molecule: messenger RNA, 4182 nt
Organism: Meleagris gallopavo (turkey)
Lineage: Eukaryota; Metazoa; Chordata; Aves; Galliformes; Phasianidae
Gene: GDPD1
Product: glycerophosphodiester phosphodiesterase domain containing 1
Biological process (GO): N-acylethanolamine metabolic process; glycerophospholipid catabolic process
Cellular component (GO): endoplasmic reticulum membrane
Molecular function (GO): phosphatidylcholine lysophospholipase A1 activity; phosphoric diester hydrolase activity
Source: RefSeq, a predicted model, not a curated record